This is a messenger RNA of Cutaneotrichosporon cavernicola, 2430 nucleotides long. RefSeq lists its product as uncharacterized. Gene Ontology annotation, molecular function: ATP binding; protein serine/threonine kinase activity. Lineage: Eukaryota; Fungi; Basidiomycota; Tremellomycetes; Trichosporonales; Trichosporonaceae. Gene Ontology annotation, biological process: intracellular signal transduction; peptidyl-serine phosphorylation. The record is from RefSeq and is a predicted model, not a curated record. The transcript is spliced from 4 exons. The coding region runs from base 1 to 2430 and encodes 809 amino acids.
AUGACGACGGAGCGACCAUGGCAGCGCUGGCUGCUCGACUUGAUCACGCCCCCGAAACUUGGCGACAACAUAUGCGUCAGCGUGCCUCCUCUCAUGUUGGAGCCUGCGCCAGACAAACACGUCGCGAUCUACGCGCGCUCCGGCGUUCCCACCGACCACCUGAUCAAAGCACCACCAGUAACGCCAGCUCCAUCCUCGCCCGAACUGAACUCUUCUUCUCAGACCUCACCAACCGUCGAGUCGGAUACACCAACAGCCGCGUCGUCGCUCGAGUCGCCCACACCUAACACGGGCACGGUCAAGCGCAGGCCAAAAGUGCUCAACAAGGUGUCGUAUACGCUCGAGGACGCGAUGCCUACACCGCCUGUCACACCCGCACGUGCAACCUUCCGCAUCGAACGUCCGCGCCCCACUCUCGCCACACUCGAACAUGCCGCUGGAAACGCGCUGUACUUUGAACAGUACUAUGAUGCGCUGGCGCGUGGGUUGCGCCCACGCCCGCUACGCGCCAAGCGCGCCAAAGUCGACUUUAGGAGUUUUCAAGUCGGGCGCGUCAUCGGACAGGGCGCGUUCGGCGUCGUAUACAUCGCCCACGAUAUUCGCCGGAAUGGGAUAGUCGCUAUCAAACAACUCCGCAAGACAGAUCUCCUCCGGAUGGGCCAGGAAGGCCAUGUCUGCGCCGAGAAGGACCUGCUGAGCACCGCGACGAGCAUGCAGGGCGUGCGCUGGAUACCGUCGCUGCACUGUGCGUUCCAGGACAGGGACCACCUCUUCCUUGUGCUCGAGUACAUGGGCGGUGGUGACCUGCUAACGCUGCUCAUGGCGCGCGGCUGUCUCCCAGAGAACGAGAUGCGGUUCUAUGCUGCCGAGAUGGUUCUUGCGCUCCACCAGGUCCACAAGCUCGGGUACAUCCAUCGCGACGUCAAGCCCGACAACUUUCUGUUCAAUCACCAGGGCCAUAUACGGGUAGCUGAUUUUGGUCUCGCCACCGACUUGCACUGGUCCCACGACUCGAGCUACUACGAGCACCAGCGUCGGGCCGUUCUGAAACGACACGGUAUUCCUCUUGCGCGUCCAGCAUUCGGGAAUCGGCGGAGACGAAUCGAGCCCGCACCAAACGCGCCACCAGGAUGGGCAGACAAGUCCAAGCUCCUCAGCUGGCGCAAGCAGCGCCGCCGCAUGGCAUACACGAUCUGCGGAACAAACUCGUACAUGGCGCCAGAGGUAAUACGCGGCGUGGGGUACGGGUUCGGCGCAGACUGGUGGGGUCUGGGUAUCAUCGUGUACGAAGCGCUUUAUGGUUCGGUGCCAUUUAUGGGCAACUCGCGCGAAGCAGCGCGCCAGAAGAUCCUGGACUGGAAGCAAAAUCUCAAGUUUCCUCGGUCGCCACGCUCGUCAGUGCUCGCCAUUGACUUUAUCAGGAAACUCCUGUGCGAGCCAGAGGACAGGCUCGGGUAUAUCCCCCAGUCUAAGCGGCGUGGCUCGUUCUCAGCCGUGCCACUUCUGGACGAGCCGCCACUGGGAAGCGAUGGCGUCGAGCAGUUGAUGAAUCACCCGUGGUUCUUCGGCAUUGACUGGGACACACUGCACGAGCAGAUGCCGCCAUAUCAGCCCAAUCUCGAGACGCCAGACGACACACAACACUUUGACGACGAUAUCCCAAAUGAGCCGCUCGCACCAGCCAACUCGGCACUUGACCUUCGUGAUCCACUCCUCGGUAACCCGGCAUACGGCCCGCAGGUCAUGGCGAUCCGCAAGGAACUCGCAUUCAAGGGUUGGACGUUCCGCUCGCCGACGAGCUACGACGAGCCGCCAGACGAGGUGUACACCGAGCCUUCGGCGUCCACGCGGUACGCGGACAGCGUUGAGCUAGGUUACGCUAGUGACGGGGACUCGUUUACUCGCCGCAAUGAGCGCGAGCAGGAGAACGAGCACGAGGACGAGGUGGUGCUCUCCGACGACGACGAUCCAGACUACGAGCCCUACCCGCGCCCAUACCACGAGAGCAGGCAGUACCCGACCUACGGGCGGUUAUACGAGGGCGCGCCUCGGCCGCGGGUCAAGAGUGCCUUCGCGAUCCGAUCCCCUGAACCAACAUCUGACUCGGGGUACGGGUCCGAGGAACAGCGGUAUGCGACUGACGGAGAGCUAUACGGCCGCUUCAGCGAGAGUACGGACAGUUUGACACUCGAGCGCGAGUUCGAUCGCCUCGGUGAGCUCGUUAAGUGGCAGGAGAUUGUCAAGGAUAGCGUGGCGGCUGAGGCAGCACUCGCGGCUGCUGCUGCUGCUGCGGCACAGUGGAAACGUCUCAGUGAAAUGGACGGAGAGAGUCUAGGAGAGGGGACGCCGCGCGCUAGUGAGGCGACAGUGCGCGCGUCACAGAGACUCAAGAAAGCUUUGAAGGCGAGAGUUUCGCGUGUGGCGUCGUAG